GGCGCAUCGGGGUUUUCGUGAACUGGACUACAUGGAACUGACAGUAAGACAUUGACAGGAUGUCAUCUCGCGACUGCUGGACAUUACACGUGAAAUGUACUCCAAUGGAACUGGAAAUUGACCGGAAAGCAUUUCCCAAUCGAGUUUAGCAUAAAUCCCGCAAGUCGAACACAUGCACGAUGACGUCAUCUAGCAGUGCCGGGGUGCUGCUGUUGCUGUGGUACCUAACGCAAGCAUGCAACUUCCCUGACUAUAUGCAGACCCUGGGACACUCGCAGCCCUGGCAGACGCAAAUAAGACACAACCGGACCAAGACUGCAAAAAUCUACUUCAGACAUGGCAUAAUGGAGGUCUUACCGAUCUCUUCGCCUGGCACUCCUUCAGAAAGGUGGAACUGUACGAUGGAAUACAAAGGCAACUUCCUGCUGCACCUGGAGACCAACUUACAGCCCGUCAGGUUCGCCUGCAUAAGAAUCUACAAGAGGAGCAGGUCCAUAACACAACUGGCCUGGUCGGAGUACAGUCACAACCUUGAUCCUAGGCUUUGCGAUAUCGAACCCAUGUCGCUUAACCCGUGGCCGCUGGUGGCGUACCACCUACUGGAAGCCGAUUUCGCGCCUUGUCCUUUCUCUGGCGGAUUCAACAUUAAAAUCACCGAUUCCAACGGCAAGGAAAAUGCUUGCAAUUACAUGGAUUUACCGAUGAGGGUGGAGAGUGACUGUAUUGGCGGAGAGGGCGUCAUAUUCAACUUCAGGGCAGACAACUGCCUGCCUGAUGUGUCCAUGCUCGUCCAUCAGCGAACCACGUGCGUGGCAAGCUGGCGGGACGAAGACGACCACUUCGCCGUCAUCCGACGAUUGAGCAACACCCAGCUGUGGUGCAUUAGGUUCCCCAGGAAGAAGAAGGACAACCAGCCGGCUUACCUGUUUCACGAUCUGGCUUGUGUGUCUUCGGAUCCCGAGAACGAAACGAUCCACUAUAUUCGGAUGGAUCUCCAGAGAAGCAUCCACAGAGACUUGUGUCAGGACGAAUACGAAGAGUGCGCCCACAUGCCCUGCAACGUGUAUACGGAACAGAAGUGUCAGAAGACGUGCGGAGCGUGCAGCGUGUCUAAUCCCCCGGCGAUAUGCUCGUACCCUCGCCGAUUCAGAGGGAUGUGGUACCAGCGGGAUACCGACGGUGUUAAGUAUAUUGAAAUCAGCGAGUCGCAUUUAAGCAUAGAAAGUGUUGGAAAUUUUCAGUGCGUGGUCUUCGACGACAGUCCACCGAGACGCGAAAGGACGUACACGGUGGUGUCCAUCUUUGAAAAUGGCUGCCGUCCCAGAUACACGUGCAUCCGCCUGAAGCGUCUCGGGCCGUCAGUUCUGAGGUAUAGUCUCAGUAAAAGCUUCACAUGGCCGAUGGAUGUCCACAACCAGGGCGCCACGGUGUGUGACGCCAGCAGAUUCGAGGCAGACCCUGAUCCAAUCGGAGACCGCUACAGAUCAUACCACGGUACGGGUAAGCCAAUCAUAAUGCACUAUCCCUCCCCGAAAUGGAUAGCCUGUAACUUGACUUCAUCUUUCACUGUUCGUGCCUCGUUCGCCAGUGGCAAUUCGUGUCUGGGCAGCAUAUAUCAGGUGUGCGGGGACGACUCUCGACUGAGGCUGGACUUCCCUUCGUGCGACGACGCGCCUCACCACAGCGAAUACGGGUGCGUGGCGGAGUACGAAGGACACUACUGGGAGAAGAUCCUCCUCAUGCAGAACAUCGCAGACGACAUGGACGCCCGCUGCAUCAUGUUCAACCAGAUGCACCCUCUGGAGGCGCUGGUCCUCGUGGGCGGAUACUGCGACAAGAAGAGCUGGGGAUUCGUCAGCAGUGGCCUGAGGACGCCGCUCAUGAAGCUGCAGAUCAGACCAGACGUCUUUCCGUGUAAGAAUCUGCCCCUGGUGGAAAAGACUAGCAGGCGCACCACAACUCCUGUGGUCAAGACCUACGGAGACGCCCAGGCGCCGGUGACGUUGAUAGUCACGGCAGAAUCGUCCAGGGACGGCGGUUCCAAUCACAUUGAUCCGUGGCACCCAGCCAACAUUCCCAACAGAGACUUUGAUCCCCGCAAGAAUAUUAGACAGGUAAAUUCCAACCCGAGGAAUGGUGCGGCGGUGACGUUAUAUUCCAGUUCAAAAUAUUUAUAUAUCAUAGUAAUUACACUGACAAAUUUGUGUCCUUUCGAUAGAUGAGGUGUGUUCACGGAGAUAGGUUUGUUUAGAACUACUGUAUCUAAAGGAGGUUUAUGUCUCUAGAAGUGUUCAAAGCCCUCUGGUAUUUUUAAUUUGAUGCAAGUCGUAGAAGAUUUCACUUCGUGCAGUAACUAAAGGUGCGUUCUCUCAAUGCAACUUGUAUUGACGAUUUGAAAUAUAAAAUGUCAGUUGUCCACUAUAAGGACACUGAUUCCUCUAUAAUAUAUUCUAUUUACGCUAUCGAUUGUGACCAAACGUUGCACUGAGUGAAAGAAUCUUUUAUAAGGAUAUUAUUGUAUACAGCUCAUUUAAUUUAAAUAUAACAUACUGCUGAAUCAUAUCAAAGAAGAACGCCGCCAGUUAUGCACUAAGAAAUAAUUUACAAUAGGUUAAUGAUGCAGGUAGCGACUGAUUUGCAAGUUAAGUAAGUCAAGUUCCAAUGCUUUCUUCGCUAGAUAUGUGGUUGCAGGGUGUCAGUUCUAGCUGAAAUAAAGUAAAGGUGGUUUUUUUAAAAGGCAUACUGUCACAGAUUUUAGGACCUUAUUUCUCUAAAAAUGAAUAAUAAAUACAAAUUACAUUAAUUGUUGAAAACCAAAUCUAGCUAUCGCAUCACCUUAACU
Molecule: messenger RNA, 2842 nt
Organism: Gigantopelta aegis
Lineage: Eukaryota; Metazoa; Mollusca; Gastropoda; Neomphalida; Peltospiridae
Exons: 2
Coding region: 180-2222 (680 amino acids)
Source: RefSeq, a predicted model, not a curated record